CCACCACCUACGUCCGCCGUGUCCCCAUCCUCGUUCAACACCAUUCUCGAACCCGGUGCUCACAGAGAACUCCCGAAUUCCACCAGUCAUUCCAUCCAAACUGUUCCUCCGCUUCCAUCAGAAACAGCAUCAUCUUUUCAGCUUCCGGUCUUGUCACCAUCACCGUCUUCACAGGUGGACACAGGCAGUCCUACCGCUGGUGUUUCUGUGGCUUUAGCUCUUCGGGCGCUCAGUCAGCUAUGCCAACACGAAUCCGAUCCGCUGUGUGCCAGUUUGACAGAACUGUUGCAGAAGUUGAGUUCUAUUCUGCUGGUUCUGUCGGGGAAGCAGCAACAACAACAGCGACACCAACAACCUCAAGUCGGUCCGAGACAACCAGAUCCCGUUGCCACUCCGGAAAACUUACCUGUUGAGCCUUUCGACCGUAUUUCGAUCACUCAUCUAAGCUUGGGCGACCAUCACCCAGCCGAGCAUAGCCCACAUUUAACUGGGAACGGCUCUACCGGGAUCCAUUUGUUACCGACAAAAUUUCCAUGGCCACCUGCUGCUUCACCGCUGACAUCUAGUUUGACUGAUCACGGUUCGGGUGCGUCCAAUUUGUGGUCCCUCAGUAAACCUUCGACACUUUCAUCCACAUCGAACCGCGUAUCGUUUGUUGUCUCGCCGCGAUCGAUAAACGCAGAUAAUUCGCUCGUGACAGCUGCUCAUCAGGUAGAAGAUAAGCGGACGCAUACUACCACGAAACAAACACUCUCCAAACGCCAUCGCACCAGUUCCGCCUCUGCAUUCGUUUCGCCCUACUCACGUGUAACCUCGUCACCGUCGCAAGUGACCUUUGGUCAACCAAAAAACAACGUAGCAAAGUCGCAUUUGGGUUUGCUGUCAGAUACCAGAAAUCGACCAACUUCCAUCAGUCACCCGGAUACGCAUGCCAAGUUUGGUGGUGGUGGUGGUGCUACGUCCAUGUUACACAAACGAGGUGUUUCAGUCGAAACGCACGCAGACAGAGCUCAUCCAAACUCACCGGUCGCAGCAAGCAGUAACGCAGUCAAUACCACCAGCACCACAUCGUCCGGUCGAUCUGAUGUGAAAAAGUGUCGUAAAAUGUACGGGAUCGAGAAUCGCGAUCAGUGGUGCAAUCAGUGUCGUUGGAAAAAAGCAUGCCGUCGAUUUCCUGACCCUGCCAGCACAAAAUCAACGUCAGGAAGUAGCAACAUGUGCAGUAGCAGUGGUAGAAAUAGGGUUGGUACCGGCGCUGAAGCUUCAAUCAGUCCGACCGGCUCGAUGGGGUCCAAAUCUACACACAGCAACAGCAGCAGCAGCACAGAGUUAUCGACGACAACAAUGGCGCGGCGUCAAGACCGCAACCAGGCCUUGCUCGGUCGGAGCUCUAGCACUACUACCACCGCCAAUGCGACUGCUUUGCCAUCAAAACUUGGAAUUCCGGUUACCGCACCCACUACCAUGACCACCCGUGCAGUCACAGUUCCCACGUCGGCUACAAACGCGGCAUUCUUAGUGUUCCCAAAGGUUUCUACUGAAUCUACAGCCACAUAUAGUUCAGAUGAGUUUUGCAGUCGAUCCGCUCCAGCGGUGUUUCAUAGCACCACUAAUACAACACUCGGUUUGAUGGUCGAUACUUCAUCUGUGACCACGGAGCGGUCUCCUGAUGACGUAGUGGUAGUAGAAGAAGCAACAGCAGCAGAAGAAGAAAGUGCGGCUAACGAGCAGGAGGAGGAGUUGGAGGAGAAUUAUUCUCAAUUCGAUCUGGUGGAACGAUCUGGUUUUUGA
Molecule: messenger RNA, 1791 nt
Organism: Echinostoma caproni
Lineage: Eukaryota; Metazoa; Platyhelminthes; Trematoda; Plagiorchiida; Echinostomatidae
Source: the annotation of a GenBank genome assembly